AUGGCUCGUGGAAAGAUUCAGUUGAAGAGGAUCGAGAACCCGGUUCACAGACAAGUGACGUUUUGCAAGAGGAGAACCGGUCUUCUCAAGAAGGCUAAGGAACUCUCUGUGCUCUGCGACGCUGAGAUCGGUGUUGUGAUUUUCUCUCCUCAGGGCAAGCUCUUUGAGCUCGCUACUAAAGGAACAAUGGAGGGAAUGAUUGAUAAGUACAAGAAGUGUACUGGUGGUGGUCGUGGUUCUUCUUCUGCUACUUUUACUGCUCAAGAACAACUUCAACCCCCUAAUCUUGAUCCGAAAGAUGAGAUCAACGUGCUUAAGCAAGAGAUUGAGAUGCUUCAGAAAGGGAUAAGGUAUAUGUUUGGAGGAGGAGAUGGGGCGAUGAAUCUUGAAGAACUUCUCUUGCUUGAGAAACAUCUUGAGUAUUGGAUUUCUCAGAUUCGCUCUGCUAAGAUGGAGAUUAUGCUUCAAGAAAUUCAGUCCUUGAGGAACAAGGAAGGAGUCCUCAAAAAUGCCAAUAAGUAUCUCCUCGAAAAGAUAGAGGAGAACAAUAGCAUAUUAGAUGGUAACUUUGCAACUGUGGAGACUAACUAUUCUUAUCCGCUAACCAUGCCAAGUGAAAUAUUUGAGUUCUAG
This is a messenger RNA of Microthlaspi erraticum, 633 nucleotides long. The record is from the annotation of a GenBank genome assembly. NCBI's taxonomy places the organism in Eukaryota, Viridiplantae, Streptophyta, Magnoliopsida, Brassicales, Brassicaceae.